AUGAGCUCUGAUCUAUAAAAUUAAUAUGAAAAUUUUAAGAAAACAAUGAAGAAAGCUGAAUACAAAGAAUAAUUCGCAUUUGAAUAUGUUAAGGAUAACAAUCCAACAUUUUUUUUGAGAAUACUCCACUACAUUUUAAUUGAAUACAAUUCAAGCUUUUAUAAAUGUACCUAUUGCUUAAGAUUGUUUGUUAGCCUUAGUUGAUAAAGGAUAUGAGUUAUAUUCCAAAAAUGAUUUGAGAUUUACAGAAUAAGUGUUCAAAAUGCUUCAAUUAGAAUUCAACUAUAAAUCAUCAAUAAAUAUAGCUUAAUUUCUAUCAGAACAAUAUUUAGAACAUAAAUUAAUCUUAAUAAAUGAUAUCUUUAAUGAAGUAUUAUAGAGAACAAAAAAAGAGAAGAAAGUGAAUCUUUUUAAGGGUUAAGAAAACAGUUCAUAGUUAUAAAAUACUUAAAAAUAACAAGAAUCAACUAAUAAAUAAAAGGCUUAAGUGUUUGUACAAAGAGAGAAUUAUUAGAGUGAAGAUGAUGAAGAAGACAUAGAACAACCAAAAAGACCAGAACCUUAUAAAAUAACUUAAUAAAAUGAAUUGGUCCCAAGAAUAGUUUCUUGCAAUUAAGAAUAAUAUUAAUAGUUAGAAUAAUGCAAUUAUACAUAACAAUAUUAAUAAUAACCCUCUCCACCUUAAUCUGAUGAAAAGAAUGAUUCUUAAAAUGAAAUUUAAGCUUAAUAAACAUUCAAAUAAAAAAUAAAUUAAGUUUAAUAAAAUUAUCAAACUUAACCAAUUAAUUAAGUUCAAUAAUAAAAUGGUGUUACUCAUUAAGAUCUCUAAAAAUUAAUGCAGGUAAUUAUGCUUAGUAAUGAUAACAUCAAAUCAAUUAUGCAAAAAUUUUCAGAAUUAUAAACAACAGUAAAUAUAGCUUUAACAAAUUUUGAUUAGAGAUUAACGAGAUUGGAAUUAAAAAUUCGUGAUUAAUGA
Molecule: messenger RNA, 976 nt
Organism: Paramecium pentaurelia
Lineage: Eukaryota; Ciliophora; Oligohymenophorea; Peniculida; Parameciidae
Source: the annotation of a GenBank genome assembly